UGGGCUCCGAUGGCAUGACCACUGGGUCAGACAUUGGAUCGUCUGGCUGGACAGCGGGCAUCGGGUCACCAGGCAUCAGGUCAUUUGGCUCGACAGCGGGCACCGCGUCAUCUGGCAAGGCAGUGGGCACCAAGUCACCAGGCACGACAGUGGGCUCUGAGUCAAUUGGCACGACAGCGGGCACCGGGUCAUCAGGCAUGACCGCGGGCAGUGGGUCAUCAGGCAUUGGAUUGUCUGGCUCGACAGCGGGCAUCGGGUCACCAGGCAUCAGGUCAUUUGGCUCGCCAGCGGGCACCGCGUCACCUGGCAAGGCAGUGGGCACCGAGUCACCCGGCAUGAAUGCGGGCACCGGGUCAUCAGGCAUUGGAUCGUCUGGCUCGACAGCGGGCAUCGGGUCACCAGGCAUCGAACAGAGGCAUCACGCCGGGUAGAGGCAUCACGCCGCUGGGCAUAGAACAGAGGCAUCAGAGGCAUCAGGGUAGAGGCAUCAGGGCCGAACAGAGGCAUCAGGCCGAACAGAGGCAU
Molecule: messenger RNA, 525 nt
Organism: Staurois parvus
Lineage: Eukaryota; Metazoa; Chordata; Amphibia; Anura; Ranidae
Source: the annotation of a GenBank genome assembly